This is a messenger RNA of Macrosiphum euphorbiae (potato aphid), 282 nucleotides long. The record is from the annotation of a GenBank genome assembly. NCBI's taxonomy places the organism in Eukaryota, Metazoa, Arthropoda, Insecta, Hemiptera, Aphididae.
AUGUACAAUACUUUAGGAGAGAAAAUAUAUCAUUCAAAUAUUGGCUCGUCCACAGUAAAGUUAUGUUCUGCGACGAUGGUGGCCGCGAACGACGAGAUCCUGUCAAACUGUGAAGGGCACACUCACAUAGUGACGCAUUACGCCAACCUGUCGUACAAGAACAUACAUUGUGCCAUAAUAUGCAACCAAGUGCUCGGGCAGAACGUCAGGUUUCUGAUGUCUAUAAUGAGGAUCGACAAAAAAAUUGCUGUGCGCAGCUUCACUGCGUUAUUCGUUACUUAA